Messenger RNA from Sycon ciliatum, 1795 nucleotides. RefSeq lists its product as uncharacterized. NCBI's taxonomy places the organism in Eukaryota, Metazoa, Porifera, Calcarea, Leucosolenida, Sycettidae. The transcript has 6 exons. Bases 221 to 805 code for a protein of 194 amino acids. The record is from RefSeq and is a predicted model, not a curated record.
AAAUCAGAUGCAGGAACUGGAAAGAAAAUCUUACACGCACUGUUGCUGUUGCAGUGUUGGCACACGUCCUCAAACCUGAAGCUGUUCAAGAAAAUAGUGCAUCACUGGAUUUUCACAUCCACCACUGCACUGCAGGUGAAGCUGCGCAUCUGUUCGACAGCAAAGGUUGAGAACUGAAAAAAAUAUUCAGUCAAUUUGAGGCUGGUGAAUUUUCAGCGCAAUGAUGGAGGCUGUCGCGACGUCUGAUCCCACGGAAUCCGAGCAGAUCGGUGCUGAGGAGACGGUAGAGGAGGGCAUUGACGAGGCUGCUGCCCAGGAGCAACUCGAUGAGGAAUACAGGAAAAAGAAGGAUCGUCUGGACUUGUUGGAAGGCGAGGCGCGGGAUUUGCGUAUCACUCUUGCCACCAAGGAGAGGGAGAUUGAUCUGUUGAGGGAGGAGCUGUGCUUGACUCCUAGCGCUCAGCUCAAGCGUACCGUGGAGAACUCGACGCUUUACGUGAAGACCCGGGAGUUGGGUGACAAAGUCAAGUCGUCCGAGACGUACCAGAAGACAUCCAGCACGCUGAGCACUGCCGGGCAUGCCACCGCCUCGGCUGUGGGCUCAGCAGCCAACAAGACUGGCGAGGCACUCACCAAAGUCUCCACUUCAGUCAAGGAGAGUCAGACAUGGCAAGACCUGGGUGCACGCUGGCGUUCAGCAUCCCAGUCGAUGAAGGACAAGUUCUCUCAGCAGCGGUCCUACUCCGAAUCGUCGCAGAACCACGAGGCAGAGGAGAGCCAGUCGUACUCCAACACACCCUCAUGAGCUGCCCACUGGCACCGCUAGCGCCUGCAUCAGUUCACCACUCACUGCUGGCGUGCCCUCAGAGUCGGCUGUCACCACACUCACACUCUACACAUGGCCUCUCCUGUGCACGGCUCUCUACCCGCUGCUGCUGCUACACUCACUCAUCACCACACUCAGGUAUUGUCAAUGAAUCUACUUUCAGGCGCUUACUAGCCUUGUGCUUUUUUUAACGUUCAAAUUUUUUACUCCGCAUUUACCUUCCCUUUUUUUAAUCAAAUGCUCAGCUAUGUGGUAGUACCACUAUGCGUUGUUUUUACCUUCAUUAGAAAGCGCUUGUUCUUCCUAUUGCGUACAAGAACGAAAGAAAUAAUUUUUAUCCGCGCCCUAACACGUCAAUCCCCCCCUCCUGCGGACGCCGUGCAUUCGAAUCAACUGCGCGUGGCGAGAGUAAGUAGUCGAUGUGUUUGCGGUUCACGUGACUUACACGAUUGUUUUACCUGUGGAUUGCGUUAUUGUUUUACUGCGGCUAUUUCCUAAAAAGCUGUCACCUUCAGGUGCUUGUAUUGCAGCACAUGGUGCCCGCGUAUUUGCCGGGAGUCUUGACCCGAGUCCCUGUUUUCGUCUUGCUGUCAUUCGCCGCUUGGAAGCCUGUAAUGACGUUGGCUUGGCGGACACUAGAGUAGUCUUGCUUGAGGCGCUUUUUGCCUCCGAUUCUCUCUGUCUCCUCUGUCUCUUUCUCUCUCUCUCUCACACACACACUCUCUCUCUCUCUCUCUCUCUCUCUCACACACACACACACACACUCUCUCUCUUUCUUUCUCUCUCUCUCUCUUUCUCUCUCUCUCUCUCUCUCUCUCUCUCUCUCUCUCUCUCUCUCUCUCUCUCUCUCUCUCUCUCUCUCUCUCACUCUCUCUCUUUCUCUCUUUCUUCUUAUUCUGCUUUCAUUGCCCGAGCGUUGCUCAUCUCAUGUCCUGCUGUGGAUGGAUUUGAAAAUUGCGAGUCUCCAAA